AUGGUAUCAGGUGGUACUAAGCGGUACCAUAUGAAGAUAUCAACAUGUAUCAACAACGUCAUCGUCGUCCAUCUUGAUGACGACGGUAAGGUGUCGGCGCCGGCGCUCGGCGAAGACGUCUCCAAGGAGGAGGCCGCGGCGAUCCUCGCAACGGCAGACACCGACGGCGACGGGCUGCUGGACCACGAUGACUUCCUGGGGCUAGAUGGGCAGCCGGAGGAAGAAGAGAUGGGGAUGAGGUGCCUGAGGUUCGGCGAAGCAAGGAGGAAGUGCAGAGGAGGCACGCGGCAGCAUGGAGGCAUGCGACGCAAAGGAGGCAAGAUGAUAAAGUACUAG
Molecule: messenger RNA, 336 nt
Organism: Oryza brachyantha (malo sina)
Lineage: Eukaryota; Viridiplantae; Streptophyta; Magnoliopsida; Poales; Poaceae
Product: probable calcium-binding protein CML25/26
Exons: 2
Coding region: 1-336 (111 amino acids)
Molecular function (GO): calcium ion binding
Source: RefSeq, a predicted model, not a curated record